This is a messenger RNA of Phycomyces blakesleeanus NRRL 1555(-), 2157 nucleotides long. RefSeq names its product glycoside hydrolase family 3 protein. Lineage: Eukaryota; Fungi; Mucoromycota; Mucoromycetes; Mucorales; Phycomycetaceae. The transcript is spliced from 11 exons. Gene Ontology annotation, biological process: glucan catabolic process. The record is from RefSeq and is a predicted model, not a curated record. Gene Ontology annotation, molecular function: beta-glucosidase activity. Bases 1 to 2157 code for a protein of 718 amino acids.
AUGAUAACUAGCGAUAUUUCUACAAAACAAGGCUAUUACCAUUUCAAAUACGUCCCUGGAAUAUACGCCUACUGGGACAUCGCAUAUGAAAAGGCAGAUAUCCUAAUUGGCCAAAUGACACUUGCCCAAAAGGUCAACAUUACUACAGGAGUUGGGUGGAUGGGUGGACCUUGUGUUGGGAAUUCUGGAAUGACCACAAAUCCCGAUUUUCCUGGGCUCUGUCUGCAGGAUUCUCCGCUUGGUGUUCGAUUUGCAGAUUUUGUGAGUUCUGGAGUUGCAGGCAUCAAUACAGCCGCAUCAUUCGAUCGAAAGGCUAUUCGGAACCGAGGCCAAUAUAUGGGGAGAGAGUUUAGAGAUAAAGGGAUCAAUGUCCAACUCGGUCCGUCAAUGAACAUGAUGCGCACCCCAGAGUCUGGGAGAGCCUGGGAAGCAUUUGGUGAAGAUCCAUAUUUAGCUGGUGUAGCUUCUGCGGAGACAAUUAUUGGUAUCCAAAGUCAAGGAGUGAUUGCAACAGCUAAGCAUAUAAUUGGGAAUGAGCAGGAAUUUAACCGUGAAACGCAAUCGACAGAAAUAGAUGACAAGACUCUUCACGAGGUCUACUUGUGGCCCUUUGCGAGAUCUGUAGAAGCCGGGGUAGCCUCUGUGAUGUGUGGCUAUAAUAAGUUUGACAGUAUCUGGGCGUGUGAAAACGACCAUGUUCUUAAUAAGUUAUUGAAAGACGAACUUGGCUUUAAGGGGUUUGUCCAAAGCGACUGGUCUGCUACACAUUCAACAUCUGACAGCGCCAAUAAUGGGCUAGACAUGACCAUGCCAGGGGAUAUUACAUUUCUCUCGGGAGAUUCUUAUUUCGGUGCAAAUCUGACCAAGGCUGUUGGGGAUGGCGAAGUGCCAGAAGAGCGCGUAACUGACAUGGCCCGCCGUAUAGUGGCCGCAUGGUACAAGCUAGGCCAGGAUAAUAGUUUCCCUCAAGUUAAUUUUGAUAGCUUCCACCCAGAACUUGGGAAGCACGUCAAUGUACAAGGUAGACACAGAAAAUUGAUUCGUUCAAUGGGCUCUGCAUCUACUGUACUACUCCGCAACGUAGACCAGAUUCUACCUCUCUCUACAAGCCUGAAUAAGAUAGCCAUUAUUGGCAGUGAUGCUGGUCCUAACCCAAAUGGUCGAAAUGCAUGCGUGGACCAUGGAUGCAAUGUAGGAACACUUUCCCAAGGCUGGGGAUCAGGUACAUCUGACUUCCCUUAUUUAGUCACCCCUUUGGAAGGAAUCCACGAUCGAUCUGCUGAUAUAGAUAUUGCCUACAGUCUUGAUGACUGGAACAUUAGCCUAGCUGCUGAAUUGGCAUCAGGAGCAGAUGUAGCAUUUGUGUUCGUAAACUCUGACUCGGGGGAAGCCUACAUUACUGUCGAAGGGGCAAUGGGUGACCGUAAUGAUACUUCUCUGUGGCACAAUGGAAAUGCUUUAGUUAAUGCUGUUGCAGAUACAAACCCAAAUACUAUUGUUGUCAUUCAUGCUGUUGGUGCAGUUGAUAUGCCCUGGGUGAAUCACAAGAACAUUAAGGCUAUCUUGUGGGCUGGACUUCCAGGACAGGAGUCUGGAAAUGCAUUGGCCGACGUUCUAUUUGGAGACGUGAAUCCAUCAGGUCGCCUACCGUUUACUAUAGCAAAGGCUAGAGGCGAUUAUGGGCCCAAGAUUUCUUUCACGCAGACUGCUUCUUAUGAUGAGGGUAUUUUAAUUGGGCAUCGUUGGUUUGACGAACACGAUAUCGAACCUCUGUUUGAAUUUGGGUUUGGUCUUUCAUACACUAAAUUUUCUUACGGCCCACUUACUCUUCUGAAAUACAUUGACGAUGAAGAUACCAGAGUGUCUUGUUUUGUCACCAUCAAGAACGUCGGUGAGCUUGCUGGUGCAGAGGUUGUCCAAGCCUAUCUUCAGUUUCCAGAAAUUGCCGAUGAGCCUCCAAAGCUGUUGCGAGGAUUUGAAAAAGUCUAUCUUAAAACAAACCAUCAUGAACUGGUUGCUUUUGAGUUUGGAAAAACCGAACUUAGCUAUUGGGAUGUUGAUUCUCAAGAAUGGGUAAUCCCAUCAGGCGAAUAUGUGCUUCAUAUUGGUUCCAGCAGUAGGGAUAUUAAACAGAACGCGACCUUUACUUUGGCUUAG